AUGCCGUCACAUAAGCUACCAAUUCGUUGCUUGCGGACUGAGCUGUGCUGGGCUACCAGCGCACACGCUUUGAUAGGCCGACCGGAUAGGGUUUAUAAUAUGAGGAAGAGGCUCGAGCAGGUCGAUGCUCGAAGGGCUGCCGUGGAGGAGGCUUACGCUGAGCUCGAGGACUCGGAGGUAGAAAAGGGAGUCCUGGACUCCUGCCGCGCGGACUACGAGCAGUUCCUCGCGCUCACGGACGAAUUGAUCGAGGCGGGGGCCAAGGACGCGGAGAAGGAGCGCGAAGCUCGGCUGAGUGUCCUGCUCGAGUCCCCUCGGAAGCCGCCCACUCAGCCAGAGCUGAUAGGACGACUCCCCACGCUGGACCUGCCAAGGUUCUCCGGGGUCCUCUCGGAAUGGCUGACAUUCGUCGGUAUGUUUGACAGCCUGGUGGACGUCCGGAGGGACUUGACCCCCUGCCAAAAACUGGGGUACCUCCUGGCAUCACUGGAGGGGGAGGCCCUGGGCAUCGUCGGCCACCUUAAGGUGUCGGACGACGCCUACCAAAACGCCAGGGACCUCCUCGCUGGAAGGUACGCCAACGUCCGGCGGAUUGCUGACGAGCAUGUUCGGAGGCUGCUGAACCUCCCGCUGCUGAGGGACCGGACCAGACUACGUGAGGACAUAGUGAAUCCAGUCGUCGUAGCGUGCAACUCGUUGCGGCGGCUGGAUUUACCUGUGGACGAGUGGUCUUUUUUGCUACAUCAUAUAGUGCUGUCCCGCCUGCCCCUCGACCUUCGGCUCCAUUUUGAGGAGAGGUACGGAGGGGAUGGCGCUUCGUAUAUUCCCCCCUUUACGGACCUGCUGCGGUUCCUGGAGGAGCAGUGUAGGCAGUUAGAGAACGCAGCAGGCGCCGUCGAGGGCCCCCCGGCAGCCUCCCGAGCGGUGCCAAGGGAGAGGCGGAAUCAGACGGCCAAGGCGUCGCCCACCCCCCUGAGGCCGAGCGGAGCCCCCGCGGGAGGGCGCCCCCCACCCUCCUAUAGUGGCCUAGCGGCCCGGGAGGCGCCUCCCUGCUCCUAUUGUCGAGCAUCCUACCACCGGGCGGCGUCGUGCCCGAAGUUGUUGCGCAAGCCUGCUACGGCGAGGCGAACCUUCGCCAGGGAGCGCCGCUGGUGCUACUCGUGCCUGGAGAGGCAUUUACAACGAGACUGCCAGCACCAGCGGCUCUGCACGCACUGCUAA
Molecule: messenger RNA, 1221 nt
Organism: Parnassius mnemosyne (clouded apollo)
Lineage: Eukaryota; Metazoa; Arthropoda; Insecta; Lepidoptera; Papilionidae
Source: the annotation of a GenBank genome assembly